Messenger RNA from Juglans microcarpa x Juglans regia, 1321 nucleotides. RefSeq names its product chitinase 2-like. Lineage: Eukaryota; Viridiplantae; Streptophyta; Magnoliopsida; Fagales; Juglandaceae. Bases 72 to 1166 code for a protein of 364 amino acids. The transcript has a single exon. Gene Ontology annotation, biological process: carbohydrate metabolic process. The record is from RefSeq and is a predicted model, not a curated record. Gene Ontology annotation, molecular function: hydrolase activity, hydrolyzing O-glycosyl compounds.
AGAAAAUAGAUUAUGAGUAGCAUUACUCUAUCCAAAAAAAUCUGUCCCCACUAGCCUAUGACGUUUUCUCAAUGGAAACAAGACUAGAACAUCAAUGCAUAAUAACAACGGAAACGGCACAAAACCAAAACCUUUUUCUUAAUUUCCUCAAUGUCCUUAACUCGGUCAAAACUCAGUAUAUAAUGGCAUGCAAAGAGUACUCAUUUCACUCAAAUCCCAAGGCACAAAUCUACUACUACUCAGUUGCAAUGGAAUUUCCCAAGCUAUUUUUAACCCUUCUCAUCAUUGAAGCUCUCUUCAUCCCCCAAAUGCAAGUCCAAGCAGCACCCACAAACUCAAACCUCUUCAGGGAAUACAUAGGAGCUGAGUUCAACAAUGUCAAAUUUACAGAUGUUCCUAUAAACCCUGGUGUUGAAUUCCACUUCCUUCUCUCCUUUGCUAUUGACUAUGACACAUCAGCUUCCCCCUCUCCUACCAAUGGGAAAUUCAACAUUUUCUGGGACUCUCAGAAUCUUAGCCCCUCCCAGGUUUCAUCCAUCAAGAGUGCCCAUUCAAAUGUCAAGGUUGGCUUGAGCUUAGGAGGAGAUAGUGUAGCCAAUGGCUUUGCUUUCUUCAGCCCCUCUUCAGUAGAUUCCUGGGUGUCUAAUGCUGUUUCAUCACUCACAACGAUCAUAAAGCAGUAUCAUUUGGAUGGAAUUGACAUUGACUAUGAACACUUCAAAGGUGAUCCCGAUACCUUUGCAGAGUGCAUCGGGCAGCUUAUAUCGACUCUGAAGAGGAAUAAGGUAAUCUCAUUUGCUUCUAUAGCUCCAUUCGAUGACGAUCAAGUUCAGAAACAUUACUUGGCACUCUGGAAUAAGUAUGGGAACCAAAUAGACUAUGUCAACUUCCAGUUUUAUGCAUAUGAUAAGGGAACCACUGUGUCUCAAUUUAUGGACUAUUUCCACACCCAAAGCUCCAAAUACAAGGGUGGUAAGGUGUUGGCAAGCUUUAUUAGUGAUGGAAGCGGAGGGUUAUCCCCACAAAAUGGGUUCUUUACUGCCUGCAAUAGGCUCAGGAGUCAGCAGCAACUUCAUGGUAUCUUUAUCUGGUCUGCAGAUGACUCCAAGGCAAACGGUUUCCGCUUUGAGAAGCAAUCACAAGCACUUUUGGCAUCUCCCCAGUAGUAUUAUCAUCGAAUUAUUGUGUAAAAUGAAGAAAUAUUGCGUGUGAAUUAGAUAAGUGUUGCUUGUACCACUAUACUAGUACUGUUAUUUGUCUGGUACAUGCAUAUUUGCUGCCUAGCUAUUAUGUAUACGAGUGCUUUUUCAUUUGAGUUUUA